CUAGACAUGCUUUUCAGCCAUCAAUAAACAUUACCCCACGCUCUCUGUCAUAUACGUCCGCGUGCCAUCGUCGUCGCAACCAGGUAAGAAAUAGAAAUAUGUGCGCAAGCGAGCGAGAUCUACGCAAGCGGACCACGAGGCCUCACUACCGCGACUGCCGGCAGAAGCGGUCACCUGCUCCCGCUGUAUUCACCCUAUCUCUACCAGGACCGGGGUCGGGACUCUCCAGGUUUUGUCGAAGCGAUAGGGCAUACGAAGCCAGCUGUAAACUUGGGAGAAGUGCCGAUGUAGCAGCGUUGCGUGGCCUUGUCUUCGUAUUCGGACAUCAUGAGCAUGAUGCGUGGGGUAUCUGCUUCUGUGUAAUACGAUACGAGUGCGGUGAGGAGAUACGUUCACUCCUUUUCGCAUAUCCGCUGUAUGCGGUGAGCUCCAUUCCCUGUUCGCUUCUUCCCCGCUUAGCGACGGCACAAAAGGCAACUGCUCUUUUCAGACACGCAGCACCAAUCUCCGCCAGUGGUGGCUACAGGAAAGGCAUAGGUAUGUCGGCCCGAGAGACAAAGUUUGUCGAACCCGAUCUCAUUGUCAUGUUGUGUUCCAUCUCUGUGACUAGGCGUUUGGACCAUGCGUUCCUCUAUUCUGCCAAAGGUCUAUUGUUUCUGUGUUCGGAAGAUUGACGCGCAAAUAUUUUUCCGUCCAAUAGGAUUAAGAUGCCUCAGUGUUCCUUUUUUGCCAGACCGCCCCUGAAGCAAAUUGUGGCUUUUUGCCAAC
This is a messenger RNA of Paraphaeosphaeria sporulosa, 768 nucleotides long. RefSeq lists its product as uncharacterized. Lineage: Eukaryota; Fungi; Ascomycota; Dothideomycetes; Pleosporales; Didymosphaeriaceae. The transcript is spliced from 2 exons. Bases 99 to 674 code for a protein of 191 amino acids. The record is from RefSeq and is a predicted model, not a curated record.